GUGCGCGCAAAAACACAUUAAACUAGUUCCACGAUGCAUCUUCUAUUUGCAACAUUAUGUCUCGUUUCAGCGGCCAGCGCUAAGGAGGACUCGUCCUCCAAGCCCGUGUACUUUUCCUUCAUCUACUCCGGAGGAGGCCCCGGCGGUUUCAACUCGUCCGGAGUCAUACCCGCCGUGGACAUUGCUCUGGAGGAGAUACAGCGAAACAAUCUCUUGCCCGGCUACAACCUGACCUACGAUGAACCCGUCGACUCAAAGUGUUCAGACGUGUUCUUCGAGGAUACAGACAGCAAUCCAGUACCAAAGAUAGCUGUGAUUGGGGCUGGCUGUUCCGCUGCAACUGAGCCAGUAGCUGAGAUCAGCCAUCACUGGAACAUUUCUCAG
Messenger RNA from Geodia barretti, 384 nucleotides. Lineage: Eukaryota; Metazoa; Porifera; Demospongiae; Tetractinellida; Geodiidae. The record is from the annotation of a GenBank genome assembly.